Messenger RNA from Clavispora lusitaniae ATCC 42720, 4575 nucleotides. RefSeq lists its product as uncharacterized. The record is from RefSeq and is a predicted model, not a curated record. Lineage: Eukaryota; Fungi; Ascomycota; Pichiomycetes; Serinales; Metschnikowiaceae.
AUGAUUGAAGUUGAGGAUCUCAAAUCCUUCAACCUCAAGCCGUCCCGGCACCACUUUGGGUUCCGGAACAAAAUGCUCAUCAAAAUGGAUGGUGCACAAGCGCACUUGGACGAGAAGGUGGAGGACUUGAAGCUGCUUGCGUCCGACGCCAAGUUCAACAUCCAGUACUCCAUUUCAAAGUACUCGGGUGUCGAUCCCGGAUUGGGCAUGAGGGCCACCGUCCGGGGUCUUUUUCACCGUAGUGAAACCAAUUGGCAUGAUCCAGAUGCCCAUCUCGUGAGGAAGGUUGAUCCUGCAACCAUGUCCGCCGAGGAGUUUUCUCUUUACAGUUACCGUGAAGAGAGAAACCGAAAAUUUAGAGAGAAUGCUGACGCCCUUCUUGCCGAGACUUUAGAAAAGUCUGCCGCUCGCGCUGCGGCAUUAGCUGCAUCUACUGCCACUGCAACAACCAAAACCGCGCGCACAAGAAAACGUCAAUUUAGGUCGAAAAUGCGUUCGGGCGCACCAAUUCCGGCAGAGGAAGCCGCGAAAAACAAUGCGAGUGCGAAAAACAGUGCGGGCGCGACAUGCACCCGGGCAGAGCUGGGCAGAAAAGUCAAGGAAACUUUUCUGGCCGCGCGCUCUGCGCCCGUAGAAACUUCGAAAAUCGGCGCUCUGGGCCCUGGGACAGCCGGAGAGCACGAGGAUGAAGAACAGGCUUCGACAGACUGGAGCGAGUACGAAGCCAACCCUUGGGCAGACGAGCCCAAUUCGGUUUGGAGGGCUGUUGUCAUGAAAAAUGCUCAAAAGUCUGCUUCGGACGCCCAGAAGGUUGAAAAUGAGAGUAAAUGCGCUCCAGUCGGGACUGCUGGAGAAUCUACCUCUCCAACGACCACCGAAACUUCCACUUUUGCUGAAGAAGUGGAGGGCGCCUGCGAAAGUCAAGAGCCAAACCCUCAAGAUGGUGCGGCUGACUCUCAAACGGCUGGUUCCUUUAGACUGGAACCGGCUGGGGAAGUGGCUACGGCCGAGCUUCCCGAAGAUGGUCCAGCAGUUGCCGAAUUGGCCAUUUCUGGACCUGUUAGACAGAAAAGACCAGUCAGCGCAUAUUCUUGUGCUGAGCAGUCUUCGCCCAAGAAAAUGGGCAAGGUCGACACCAAUGCUUCCAGCACCGCGGCUUCUGGAUUCAAAACGGCUGGUUUCAAGUUCCAUGCUGUGAACUUUGCCGCUCCGAAGUUGGCUCUCAAGUCCAGUUCUAGAGUGGCUUUCAAGUCCAGUUCGAACAUGGCUUUUAAGUCUGGCUCCAAGAUGGGCUUCCAGUCUGGUCCCAAAAUGGCCUUCCAGUCAGGACCUAAAUUGUGUUUUGAGUCUAGUUCCAAGGCAGAGAAAUCCUCCGCUGCCAAUCUGACUACACCAUUGUCGACCAAUCCCUUCGUCGCCGAGGAGAGUAAGUUUUCGUUUACGGGACCUACCGAAGUUCCCCACCGCAAGUAUGGCUCGUUAAUGGCGGAAAACUCAGACUCCUCCGAUGAUAAUCUGGACUCUGACAGUUCCAUGACCGCAGACAACGGUUCCGAGAACAAGUUGCUCCAUAAGCUUCGGGAAUUGGAUACCGAGGUGAAGAGCCGUCCCGACCGCCAGUUCAACCGUCUUUUCGCCUUGAGAUUCCCAGAACAGACUGCUUACGAGGACGAAGUAUACAAGAAGCUUUACGAGGCUUCCCAGUUGUUGUCAAGAAAGAGAAGCAACAUCAUCAAGGAAAAGGAACAGGAGGAGCCCGUUUCUCUCCUCCAAUUGCGUCAAGCAGGCCGUCCAAGACGAGUCACUUCGAACAGUAAUGUACUGAACCACUGUACCUCAAAGGUGGGGAAGAAUACAAAGAACCGUUCAGUGUCCCAUGCCUCAGUCAUUGACCCUAAGAAGGUCGAGGACCGCAAGAGGUCCCGCAAUCGCCGGUUCGAGAAGCAGGGCAAGUCUGGCAUUGAAAUCAUGAGAGCCAACUCGACCACCACAGCAGCCCAGGCAGGAGCUAAAACCAUUGUGCUGGCUAUCAAGAACUUCACGUUCGUCGCCUUCCCAGAGGUGGCGAAGAUCGAAGAGAUUACCGAUAGUGAAGACGAUGCCAAGGCAGAGGAUGUGAAGCCAGAAGAGGCAGCAGAGGAGAUGAAGGUAGAAGAGGCAGCAGAGGCUGGAUUAGAGGAAGCAGUUCCUGUCAACCAGGCUACAGAUGCGACAGUCAUUCUGGCCAUCUCCAUUGAGAAGCUUGAGGAACCAGCUGACUUGGAUAAAUCUACUGAUAAGCCUGAAGGAAUUCCCGCCCCAGAUGCCGACAAGUGCCCAUGCAAGUCUGAAUCUUCGGCAGAGAAAACUGACUCGGAUUCUCACCAAAUUGGCGGACAGGCCACUGUGGCCACCGUCUCUCCUCUGAAAGAUUUAGAGGCCCAGGCUUUGGGAGACGCUCCAAAGCCCGUGCUGUCUGAUAAGGAGCACAGCGUUUCCGCUCUGCUUUCUGUCUGUAACGACUUACAGAAGACGGAAAUGGAGGAUACAUCGGCCGAUGUUGAAUCCAAUACCCUUCAAUCGAAUGAGGUUGGUUCACAUCCAAUCGAAGAUGGUUCGGGUUCAGCUGAAAAUGAUUUGGAUUCAGCUGAGACACCAGCCACACCUCAGGAUGAUAAUGAUGAGCCUAGCAGGACCAUCACCUUCAAGGAAAAGGACCAAGUUCGUUUUUUCAGUGCCGAGAAGGGAGAAUGGGCCGAUGUGGUGAAUGGAUUUAUGCUCUGGCGAAAAAAUCCAGUGGGUGUUCCUUCGCCAUGUCAGACAGAGGUUAAGUCUGUUUUGAAGACGACUUCUUCUACUAUUCUCAUCAAUGAACUUCCUCCAAUGGAUGAAUAUUGUUCCGACGACGAUACUUGUCACUUGGAACAAAACUCUCCACUGAACAAUUGCCCGGAAGAUCUGUUGGAUCAUGACCCGAUGGAUUGUUCUGACGUCUCAGAUGACCUGAUUGUCAGCUCCGAUUUCGACUCCAUCGAAAAGUUCAGGGCCAAGCUUGCGAAGAUAAAUUCCAAAAAGUCACCUACCACUGACGGAAUUUCUGAAAGCGGUCAAGAGAAACUUACCGUUUCCAAUGACUGUCCAACAAACACCGAAGCUGGCAACUACCUGCAGCAGGAAGUAGCAGCUACCAAAAUUAGUCUGGUGAAAACUGCCAGAAAGCGUGAGGCCAAAAAGUCUUUGACCAAAAAGUCUCCAAGUUCCCCUCUGUCUUACAAGGAACUCGUGGCGAAGGUCGAAAAGAUCCAAAGGGCCAAAAAGACCAGGGCCAAAAUGUCUCUGACCAAAACGUCAUUGGGCAAAAUGUCCGAGAUACAGUUGUCUGAGGCUGAAUCUCCAGCGCUGUCUGAGGCUGAAUCUCCAGCGUUGCCUGAGGCUAAAUCUCCAGCGUUGCCCGAGGCUGAAUCUCCAGCGUUGCCUGACUCCUCAGAAUUGUCAGCACCUUCGCCUCAGGAUGUGCUUUCGCCCGAACCUUUAGCUGAAAGCUCACUUCUUUCUUUCACUGAAUCUUCAGCCGAAACUCCAGUUAAACUCGCCGCGGAACCUUCUGCUGAAGAUUUAACGGAUUUGGAUUCCUCUUGUCAGACUUUCCGUCUCAUCGACCGGGACUGGAAGAUCAUCCAAAUCAUGUCUGAAUACUCCGAGGAAGAAGAAAACUAUCCCGGGUAUGAAAACAUUCGAAUUUAUAGAGACGCUCUCGUGGCUUGUGCUGAUGAGAUUAAAUUGAGCCGUGGGCUUUUGCCUUCACGCUUGUCUCUGCCGGAGGAAGAAGUUGCUGAUGUUCCGGAAAAGAAGGCCAAUGAAACUGCCAAUGGCAAACCACAAGUGCCUGAAAUCCAGCAUGCUCAAGAAAACGAGCCAUGCAAAAAGGAUGUUCCCCAGUUAGAUUUGCCCGAACCAUUAAAUCAACUACUUGGUUUUAAAUCUGAACAGGAACAUGGUGGACAGUUGCCAUGUCCUCCUUUGGAGCAGACACCUGCUCAUGAAAUCAGGGAAAGACCCACCCUGAGAUCUUCAAACAUACGCAACAACAAGUUGUUUGAAGAAGCAAAAAAUGCCAUGUCUGCUGCAGACGUGGCAGAUCCGUAUCUGAUUGAUGUUCCAAAGCCCGGAACUUAUUUGGCCCCGAUAGAUCCAUCUCUAUGUCCGCCGGUGGCGUUUUUGAAAAACCCACCAUUCUCCUCCAGGCGUGGGUUCUUGUUAUCUCAAAAAAAUUUUGUCAUCAAAGAAAGGGUACGCUUUGAGUAUGAGUUAUUCAAGCAUCGUCGCUCUUACAUGGUUCAUCGGUGUCACCCAUCAGAAGAAACGGCAGAGUAUGCCCAACCGGUGACACGGAAAGACUAUGCCGACUUCGAAAAAUCAUUGAAGCGGAAGUUGCAAGAGAGACGAGACGCUUACGAAAAGACUCGACAAUCCAUGUACAGCCGUCACCCAACAUGUGGUUCGUAUAUUGAUUUCGUGGAUGAAUGGGAGUAUGGAUCCACUGAUCCAUAUGGGAGUCCGAAUGUGUUUCCCAAAGAUCUCUAUGACGUUUUCUAG